GACUGAUCUCACACAUGAAGCUGUUUAAUUAGGCAGAUAAGGACCUGGGCUACUCUACUUUGCGGACGGUGUUUGUAGCGUGUGUGAGGCGGCGGCAGGUGUGCUGUGCUUUGCUUGUUGGGGAUCGGAGCGAACGCUGGAAUGUGUCGUGUUUACAUAAGAGCAGAGUCCCAUGUGAGGUAGAGUUUCACGGCUGCGUUCAACAGCGUCCGGUUUGACUGGAUGUUCUUCUGAUGGAGCCCCCUACGUACGAGGAGGCCAGUCGCCACCCUCCUAACGCAGAGGGAUUUAGCUUCACCCCUCCCCCUGCCUACGACACCUCCUUCUCCUUACCCUCAACACCUCCUCCCACCUAUGGAGAAGCAGUUACAGUCCAGACAGAUCCCUUUCCUGUCUUGACCCCCCCCUCAGGUCUGGCCGCUGUGACCUCACCUCCCCGACGCGCUGGAGUGACCACGGUGCACCCCACUACGCAAGUCGGCGUAACAGCGCCCGUCUCCAGGGGACAGCCUCAGUCGGUAGUAGUGACUCAACCCGGCCCCAUCGCGGUGACCUGCCUGAGGGACACCUCCGGCUACGUGUGCUGCCCACACUGCCACCACCUCGUCAACAGUGAAGUCACAUACUCGCCCGGAAAGUCUGCUUGGUGCUUGUGCAUCCUCCUCAUGAUGAUGGGCCUGGUCUGCGGCUUCUGCCUGAUUCCGUUGAUGGUGCGAGGGCUGCAAGACGCACAUCACACCUGUCCACGGUGCGAGAAACCCUUACACGUUUACGUCAGGUGAUGACGUCAGCGUGCACCCCGCUCUUCAGAGUCCACACACACAUGGGAUCUCAUGACACAUUUGCGUCACAGUUCGGAUGAGUUACCUCAGAAGGUAGGAAGGAGCGUGUUAUCAGCAGCACGCGCUCAACGCAGAGACGGACAGAGGGGAGGUUUACAGCGGAGGGAGCAGAUUUAAAACGUUACAUGGACAUUUUUUGUACUUUUUUUUCCGUUGCUGCUGCUCCAACCUGUCUCACUGAUGGACUCUUUGAAAGCACAGAGCUGCUUUUUACCACACGAAGGACACAAUUUUCACCUUGUUACCUUGUGAAACCCAUUGUGCACGGGGUGACCGUUCAAUGCCAAAUCUUCAGGACAUCACUUUAUGAAUCGUGUUUCAUCUCUGACACGUGCAACUCCUCUUAAGCUGAUGUAUUACCACACAUGUGAAUUCUUGUAUAAAGCAUCCUUCACAGGGAGACUCACACAAUAUCAUUUUAUCCUAAAAACACCCCCUCGGUAAGAAUAUAUUGCGGUGGGUGUUCAUUAAAAUCUAAUGUGAGCAUGCCCCAGAUAUGCAGAGGCAAAAAGACGAAAAGACAAACAGAGGCGACAUUUAAGAUUUGCACAUGGAAAACCCAUCACCUUAAGAGGCUGUCAUUUAUUUUUUUUCUUUAAGGUCACUUAAUGAUUAAUAAAAGCAAACACAGACGAUGAUUUUAAUUACUCUGUGGGCGUUUGAUUGACGUUUCCCUCUUGUUCCUUUUAUCUCUAUUGCACAUGUUAGGGUGUGACUAAUGACACCUUUAUUACCCUUGUACAAUGAAGUGGGUUGGCCUGGUUCAAUGCUGUUACGCUGCUCCGCCCUGCAGCUUUCAAUCAGUCAGAUGAAAUCGCAUGAACGGCUUUAAUGUGAUUCAAACACGAAUAACACUGGAUUAGAGCUAGUCAUCCAAACUGAUUGAUGCUUAAAAUUUUUAAACCACAGGACAAAUAAAACUGUCUUAAAAAUAAUGAUGUUAUUGUUCGCUAUUAAAGAUAUGUUUACACCA
Mugil cephalus (flathead mullet) is the source of this 1815-nucleotide messenger RNA. RefSeq names its product lipopolysaccharide-induced tumor necrosis factor-alpha factor. The transcript is spliced from 5 exons. NCBI's taxonomy places the organism in Eukaryota, Metazoa, Chordata, Actinopteri, Mugiliformes, Mugilidae. The record is from RefSeq and is a predicted model, not a curated record. Bases 234 to 782 code for a protein of 182 amino acids. Gene Ontology annotation, molecular function: zinc ion binding.